UACACGCUGCACAUGUUCAUCUGGAUUGUUCAUGCACACUUGCUUGUCAUACAUGUAUACUUAAUUACUCCAGUACUUUAGCUUUACUUUUACUUAGAUUACUUAACUUUCACCUUUUCUAUGUAUACUCAAUGUCACCUUUUCUAUAUUCAAUGCACAUGCAGAUCCUUAAUUACAUACAUGUACAUGUACCUGUACUUCAACACCAGCCUCAUGUAAUCAUCGUACGGUACGCUAGCAAUAACCCAAUUACCAUCACUGGUUACUUGUGAGUCUGUUCUGAGAAACUCUGCAGUACAAUGUGUGUGUGUGCAAGGUAACAAUUAAUCCUCUCCUCUGUCAUGUUUGUGAAAUGCUCAGAGAGAGGCUUGAUGUUGGUCUGGGCAUGGAGGAAGUAGAUCAAAAGUUAGGGUGAAAGCUGCAACUUCCUUUUGUAAUCAAGUUAAGCAAUGACUAAUCUGGUUUUCCUCACUAAUUGUUUCUUAUGAAGGGUUUCAUGGUAGGCCAUGUUGAAAUUAAAAGAUGUUGUGGAAGUCACGUUACAUGUAUGUGGACAUACCGGUACAUCAUGUACAUGUACAUGAACACGUAUGCAGAAUGAAAUGUGUUCUAUUAUUUACAGGUAUUGUGUUUUGUUUUGCAUGGGUAGCACCAUUAGUCAUCAAUGAACUGUUCUCCCCGGGGGCUUGGGUAAUUCCCUGACUACAUACGGCAGUUUGACAGUGAACUGACAUGCAGUCUUAUUUCAUAUUUCUAGGAUUAUGCUGUGGUACUGCACAAUGUAUCUCAUAUUUAGAACCAGCCCUGGGUGCAGAAAACUUGACCUUUCAAAUCAGAAAAAAUAUGCAUUGGCCAGAUUUAUUGUAAAAUGAAAUUGAUCACCCGAUGGAGUUUUUGCAGUGUCUUACAUAUUAUUAAAUACCGGUAUUUCUCGCCCCAAACUCAUCUCUUUGUCUCAAGCCUGUGUGAGGCUCUGCCUCAGGGCACUCAGUGUUGUCUACAUACAUUUACAUGUACAAUGAUUGGCCAUGAUGAAAUAGACCUGACUGCCUACAUUGUGCCUUUGUGCACAAGCAUGACAAGAUAAAUGGUAACCAUUGAAGUGUGAGGGUGUGUGGUCAAGACAUCUGCUACUAUACUUCAAAUCAAUGCAUCACAGAUGCUACCGGUACAUGUGUACCUCCAUGCACAUGAAGAAAGCCUCUGUGGGCGACAUGUCUUCAGUUAAAUCUCAUCACCAAUGAGUGACGAAAUGGAAGAGAGCCCUCCUGCUCCACCCAUGCGUUACACCAGCACCGGUGGGACGCUAAAAGGCGACGCCUCCAGCCCAGGAUCCAAGCCCCUCCCAAGCACACCCACAGAUGAUGAGAAAAAGAAGAGAAAAAUCAAGAUGCCCUGGCAAGGCAAAAAUGAAGACAAAUCCUCUAAGCAGCGGCCAGAGAUCAGUUACCCCACCAGCUUUGAACACACCGUGCAUGUCGGUUUUGAUAGCGUCACCGGAGAAUUCACGGGUAUGCCAGAGCAUUGGGCCAAGCUGUUGAUGUCUUCCCAGAUCACAAAGACAGAGCAGAAAAAGAACCCUCAGGCCGUCCUCGAUGCCCUCAAGUUUUACGAUGACAGCAACUCCAACAGAAAUGAGAAGUUCAUGACUCAACAGAAGGUCAUCCUGAGCAGUAACAACAAGGGAUCACUGGAAGACUCAUUUGAACAGACAUCACUCAAUGCAAAGCACCCCCCAAAAUCACAUGACGAUGAGGACGAGGAUGAUGACGAUGAGCCAGCACCAGCCAUUGCACCGAGGCCAGAACACACCAAGUCUAAGUAUUACUCCAGGAUUGAACCACCACCCCCCGAAGUUACCCCUGCCCCGGCCUCCCCUCCACCUGUGGCUACCACCAACAGUGCCGAGGGUAAUGUGCAGAGACCCAGAGAGAGGCAGAAGAAGAAGAAGAUGAGUGACGAAGAGAUCUUGGAGAAGCUGAGGCAGAUUGUAAGUGUUGGGGACCCCAAGAAGAAGUACACCAAGUGUGAGAAGAUUGGUCAAGGAGCAUCGGGAGUAGUGUACACAGCAAUUGAAGUUGGAACAGGCCAAGAGGUGGCUAUCAAGCAGAUGAACCUCCAGCAGCAACCCAAGAAAGAGCUGAUCAUCAACGAGAUCCUGGUCAUGCGAGAGAACAAGAACCCCAACAUCGUCAACUACCUGGACAGCUACCUGGUCGGGGACGAACUCUGGGUUGUUAUGGAGUUUUUGGCAGGAGGUUCUUUGACUGAUGUUGUUACUGAGACGUGCAUGGACGAGGGUCAGAUAGCAAGUGUUUGUAGAGAGUGCCUGCAAGCUCUGGAGUUUCUUCACCGCAAUCACGUCAUCCACAGAGAUAUCAAGAGUGACAAUAUUCUUCUCGGCAUGGACGGCGGUGUCAAACUCACCGACUUUGGGUUCUGCGCCCAAAUAACCCCCGAGCAGAGCAAGCGGACGACGAUGGUGGGCACCCCGUACUGGAUGGCCCCUGAGGUUGUCACCCGCAAGCAGUAUGGGCCCAAGGUGGACAUCUGGUCACUGGGCAUCAUGGCCAUCGAGAUGAUAGAAGGGGAGCCGCCCUACCUGAACGAGAACCCCCUCAGGGCACUGUACCUGAUUGCAACCAAUGGCACACCAGAGAUCCAGCACCCAGAGAGGUUGACAGCUGUCUUCAAGGACUUCCUCAGCAAAUGUCUAGAGACUGACGUUGACAAGCGGGUUGGUAGCAGUGAACUGCUGCAGCACCCCUUUCUGAAAAUGGCCAAGCCCCUUAAGAGUCUGGUGCCCCUAAUCAUGGCAGCCAAGGAAGCCAGCGCCCGCCACUAGUCUCCAGUAGCCGUCUCCACUGGUGCCUAGUCUCCUCCUCAAGUCUUGGUCCUUGGUAGCAGCUGGUGUGGUAUAUAAUUAUGAACAUGUAAGUUUUGUUAUCACUUGAUUGGAAGAUUCAAGAUGACCAGUUUGGAAUUCCCUCCCAAGUAUUUCUAGCAAGUCCAGGCAACUGACCUUUCUGAUACUGUUCUUGAUACCGAUUAUCUGGGGCAGAUUUGUACGUUAUUUUUUAUAACCUAUUUUACUGUUACAACUCCUUUGUUUUUAUCAGUAUAGCCCAACAAGUUUUUAAUCCAGAUUGUGUGGCCUUAGCGCCUGUAGCCAUAUCAAGUAUUUAACAGUGUACAAAAAUGGUGGUCUGUUUUAUCGGGGCUGGCAUGGCACUAUUCCUAGUGGUAGGGUGAAUUAACUUUUAGCUUGUCUUCCUUAUGUUGCCCUGUAAUAUGUUUCAUGAAAUGUCAAAGUUUCACUUGUGCAUUUUCAAGCUAGCACUGAACCUGACAGUGUCGUUUGAGUCCUCAUUAGCAGCUUGGGAAAUCCCAUGUCCAGGUACAAAAAAGUUGCCACUUUUCAAGAAAUGUUCAUUUUUUUCCUAUUCGUUUUAGAAUCCUUAAAGAAUAAUUUCCGAUUAGCACCCCCAUGCCUUUGUGCCGAGGAACCUAGCCAUGACCGGCAUUGUAUGUUGUGCACUAAGGUGCCUUGACUGGGCCUACACAAGAGUUUAAUCCCAGUCCAAACAAACUCUCCAUGGAUUGGGCUCCGUAGAUUUUUUAGAAUACGUAUGUCAUAAGCAGUGAUGCGUAAUACAUGUACAUUGAGGCCACUUUGAUUUGUACAUGUUUUGUGAGAGAAAGUAAGUUAAAGAGACAAACCUAUCUAAGCAACCUGAAUUGUUCAACUAGUUUGAUACACAUGCAUUUUGUAUAUGUUAAUUUGAUAUUUGUUAAGAAUUAUUGAAGGUCAUUAACCUAAACAAGGAAAGAUUGCACGGUGUAUUUAAUGAUAUGUACAUGUAAAUACCUACUGGUACAUGUAGAGUAGAGGCAUAUUACCUAAAGUGUAGGGCUUCAAUGCAAGGUAAAACCGUUUAUGCUCGCAACUAUUUGCAUGAGAUUAAGGCUAAACAGACUGUGGCACUUUGCAUACCCAAAUUCAUGGAAUGACCCUGUAGUGUAUGUGUACUUGUAUAUGGAUCAAUAGCACUACGUGGAUGCUUCAGAUCCGUGAAGUUACAUGUAGUACAUGUAGGUGUGUACAUAUUUGAUUUGGCAGGGGUGCACCAAGGAUUAUCAGAGGGGGGGGUGGGUUUCAAAUGCAGCGGCUUGGGACCCCCCUAUGGAUUUUGAGACUAGAGGGAUCCAGGGCGUGCUCCCCUGGGAAAAUUGUUAAGAAGGACAUCAAAUCCAACAAUCCGGUUCAUUUUGAAUGCCCCAAGUAUCUCGGGAUAGUUUUUGUUUGGUUUGUUUGUUUUUUUUUUUUCAGAGGAUUAGGAGAGGAUGGGACCAACCCCUAAUCCACCCCUAGGGACAGAUUCAGGGCCUUGCCAAGUCCUCUCCUUAUUGAUUCCUUAAUGGCUGUAGGUCUUUUUUCCAUGAAGCAGUUGGUUGGCUAUGUGUGGUCAGGGUCCACCUUGAGUCUUAUUUCUCCAUAGAGCUAGCUUUGUUUGUCUGGUAUGACCCAGAAGUACAUGUACAUGUUGUCACCAAACCAGUUGACAAUGCGCCACCAGGGACAGUUUUGCCAAUUUUUAGAUCUGCUGUACAGCUUUUUAUUGACUUUAUUUGAAAAGGAAAAAAAAACCUAAAGGAACCGUAGAUGUCACAAUUAAUGUAGUCGUAGAUAACUAAUUAUUUUUGUAAUUCUGAAAUUUAUCCUAUGGAUAGUAUUUUGCAAUGUCUACUGAAAAGUAAGAGUUGGAAUAAUUGGUGAUGUCAAUAGGUAUUUCUAAAUUUAUUUUGUGUUUUCCGCACAGUUAUGAACAAGGAUAGGUUUUUCUCGAUUUUUAUUGAUGGAAUGAUAAAUAGUGCAAGUGCAUUGUAGAGACCAGUUGGUCAGACGUUUACCAUGUUUACAGUUCUGAGAAUCUGCAAAUAUAUGCAAAGAUGGUACAUGUAGUGUAUUCCCCCCCCAAUCUCUGCCGAGUCAUCUACAAUCAUUCCCACCAACUAAGCGUUGCUUUGAAUUCAUGGACAGUGGAAGCUAUCAGAUUGCCAUCUCAGACAGCACUCAAAAGUGGUAAACCUUGAACAGAGUUGAAACUAAUAUGACUGUCGAAAAUUUAACUCCUCAUCGUUUGGCAGAUGACCUGGUUCAUUUGAAGUGCAUCGCUCAAACGUGUCUCCCACGUCUAUCUGUGGCGCUAUUGGGGACCAUUUAGGAAUGAGAUGAGUAUCGUAUCAACGUGGAUUAUUUCUUCCAACACGCUUAUUCCAUUUAGGACACUCCAAGUUCAUAUCCAACUCACUGGAUCCAACUUCAUUUCAAACAAAAAGGUUGAUGUGUGCAUACAUACACGUAGGUUUCUUUUCAAAAGCCGCAUGAAAAGGUAAAAAAUGAACACAUUAUCCAGGUUUUUUUACAACCGGCAUAUUUCCCAUACCGGCACUCCUAUAAUUUCCAUGGUCAACAGUUAACUGAAUACCACCCUGUAUGCGUAUCCCUCUCCAGGUGACGAAUAACCUAUUGUCUCAGUUGAGGCUGUGUGGGUGUAUGUAGCUUUUUGUGCGCCCCCACACCCAGCUGCACCUUAAUAAAUUGAGGUAUAUGUACAAAUGUGAAGAGAAAACAUAAUCAUCGCAACUUACAAGCCACCUAACUGUUCACCAUCGACUUUAGUGAAAAUAAGUAAUACACAAUCGUAUUUAUGUGUUCUAGUGAAUGCAAGCAAUAAGUUCAUUGGCUCGAAUGGAGCCAGUAAUCUGUAGCAAGUGUCUAUGUAUGUGUGAUAGAGACAGUUGAUGCUCACGCAUUGUUUCAUGGGAAGCAGAUUAAUCAGUCAUUGGGUAGAGAGAGAUUGCUCUUUGUAAAACACGUAUCGAAUCAACAUGGGAAAUGGUGCUGACAUCAAUACUUAAGUCUUUUAUGGAUGCUAUGAAGAUGAGGAUAAGAAGCAUGUAUAUAGAUGCAAAUUUACUAACUUAACGUGUUUUUAACAGGAUAUCCACAAUAAAUCACUUUGGAAACACA
This is a messenger RNA of Acanthaster planci (crown-of-thorns starfish), 6034 nucleotides long. RefSeq names its product serine/threonine-protein kinase PAK 1-like. Gene Ontology annotation, biological process: protein phosphorylation. The record is from RefSeq and is a predicted model, not a curated record. NCBI's taxonomy places the organism in Eukaryota, Metazoa, Echinodermata, Asteroidea, Valvatida, Acanthasteridae. Gene Ontology annotation, molecular function: ATP binding; protein serine/threonine kinase activity.